Messenger RNA from Daphnia pulicaria, 1527 nucleotides. RefSeq names its product mannose-1-phosphate guanyltransferase beta-like (gene Gmppb). The transcript has 7 exons. Gene Ontology annotation, molecular function: GTP binding; mannose-1-phosphate guanylyltransferase (GTP) activity. Gene Ontology annotation, cellular component: cytoplasm. The coding region runs from base 151 to 1260 and encodes 369 amino acids. Gene Ontology annotation, biological process: cell wall mannoprotein biosynthetic process; GDP-mannose biosynthetic process. Lineage: Eukaryota; Metazoa; Arthropoda; Branchiopoda; Diplostraca; Daphniidae. The record is from RefSeq and is a predicted model, not a curated record.
AACUUAACUGUCAAAAUAGCUUACGUGAGUAAAGACACAGUGACUGAGUACGUGGCAAAAACAAACUGGAAGUCGGUGAAGAGUGCUGCAUUUUCUUUAUAUCUGCUUUUUACUGUGUAUUUGAACAAAAAUAGCAAUAUCUACACCAGAAUGGGAGGCAAAGAUGUUAAACUUGGUACAAUGAAGGCACUUAUUCUUGUUGGAGGUUAUGGAACUCGCCUACGUCCACUCACUCUUAGCAGGCCUAAGCCUCUGGUUGAGUUUGCUAAUAAACCAAUGCUGAUGCAUCAGAUUGAGGCUUUGCUCGAAGCAGGGGUCACUCAGGUUGUUUUGGCCGUCUCGUACAGAGCUGAGCAAAUGGAGAGUGAAUUAAGGGCUGAAACAGACAAAUUGGGAAUCACGCUCACGUUUUCUCACGAGACUGAGCCGCUAGGAACCGCCGGACCUUUAGCUCUUGCCAAGGAUAUUCUUGCCUCCGGCGAUGAACCAUUCUUCGUUCUUAAUUCUGAUGUUAUUUGUGACUUUCCGUUCAAAGAGAUGGUGGAUUUCCAUAAAGCACAUGGAAAAGAAGGCACUAUAGUGGUAACCAAAGUGGAAGAGCCUUCGAAAUAUGGUGUAGUUGUCUACAGCGAUCAAGGCCGUAUUGAAAAAUUUGUGGAAAAACCAACCGAGUUUGUUUCAAACAAAAUCAACGCCGGAAUGUACAUCUUUAACCCAUCUAUUAUGAAGCGCAUUGAAUUGCGACCGAUGAGUAUAGAAAAAGAAGUAUUCCCGUGCAUGGCAAAAGACGCCGAUUUGUUCGCUUACGAGUUGCAAGGAUUCUGGAUGGAUGUUGGACAGCCGAAGGAUUUCAUCACAGGCACAACCCUUUACUUGAAGUCAGUUCGUGAAAAGAACCCUGAUAUGCUGUAUUCGGGGCCAGGUGCCGUCGGCAACUCAUUGGUAGAUCCGACUGCUGUCAUUGGUGCAAACUGCAGAAUAGGUCCAAACGUCGUUAUUGGUCCAGGAGUCGUAAUUGAAGAUGGUGUUUGUGUCAAGCGUUGCACUAUCCUACGCGAUGCUACAAUUAAAUCUCAUUCAUGGCUAGAUUCUUGCAUUGUUGGAUGGAAAUGCGUCGUCGGACGAUGGGUGCGACUGGAAAAUGUGACAGUUUUGGGCGAGGACGUCAUCGUUAAGGAUGAGAUCUACAUCAAUGGUGGUAAAGUUCUUCCGCAUAAAGCCAUAUCUGAUUCUGUCCCGGAGCCACAAAUUAUUAUGUGAACUAUUUACAAUCAUAAUUGUUUUUGUUUUUUCUUCUUUUUAUUGCAUGUUUUAACUAUGUGCCUUGUUCUUUUUGUUCUUAAAAAUUUUUACAAUGAUUUAAGCUUGUGGGAAAUAUGGUUUGGUCAUGGGAUAUAAUUUGCUGUGUAUGUAAAAACAAAUUGGUAUUCUGUAUGCUGGCAAAAUGGAAAACACAAACACAUUCCAACCUUUAAUAGGGGUGUUUAAUUCAACUAUUGAUUGCAAAAUACAUACAUGGUUAUUUAA